AUGACACCCAAGGCUAUUUCCGAUUUCCCCUUACCGGUACCCGCGUUAACUACCAGUCAUAUCUCAAGCUCAAAACCCAUCAAUCGAAGAUUAUUCGCUUUUGUUUUUGCUUUUGCCAGCUGCAUUGGUCUGCUCUCUUCCCGUUGGAACCCUUAUUUCAUCACCAGAACGCUCGAGAUUCACUCUCAACCUCGACUUCGUAAUCCUUCAUUUCUAAUCGAAGCGCAGAAUGGAGCUGUUGCUUCCGAGAAUGUUAGAUGCUCAGAGAUGGGAGUGCGGAUCAUGAAGGAAGGAGGCAACGCGAUUGAUGCUGCGGUCGCGUCCUGUAUGUGCAUUGGAGUCGUUAACAUGUUUUCGGCUGGUCUUGGUGGUGGUGGUUUUCUGGCGGUUCGGAUUCCUCCCUCUAGUUCCAAUACCUCGUCGGAGGUGUUCGUUGUCGAUUUCAGAGAGACUGCACCUUCGCUUGCCAAUGAAACAAUGUUUCCCGCUGGUGGGAACUCAUCCCAGUUUGGGGGACUGGCAGUAGCUGUACCCGGAGCAGUCCGUGGACUAGCAGAGGCCCAUCGGAGAUGGGGAAAACUUUCUUGGAAGCAAGUCAUUGAACCUUCAGCGGAGCUUGCUCUUGGAUGGGAAGUAGACGUGGAACUAGCAAGGCGCAUUACAUUUUAUCCGGAUUUAAUGCUCAAUAAUCCAGAUUGGAAUUCUACAUUCGCUCCUCAUGGUGCUUUACUUAAAGAAGGCGAACUAAUUCGCCGACCUAACUUAUCUCGAACAUUAUCUAUCAUUGCUUCUGAAGGCCCCGAAAGCUUCUACAAGGGCCCUAUUGCGGACUCCUUGGUUCGCAAAAUUCAAGCCACAGGCGGCAUCAUAUUCAAGGAAGAUUUCGAAAAUUAUACAGUAAAUGUCUACCCAGCUUUAGAGGGCCGUUAUGUAGACAAGAAAAUCUACGUUUCUGGCGCUCCUACAGCCGGACCAGUUUUGUUGCACAUGCUCAAUAUUCUUGAGGCGUACGAUUUCAACCAGACCACUGGCCUCAAUGUUCAUCGAUUGGUUGAAUCAAUGAAAUUUGGAUUUGCAGCCCGGACACAUUUAAGUGACCCAGCUUUCCGUAAUGACACUGGGACUAUUCAUCAAAUUCAUACGAAAGCAUAUGCUGAUUUUAUACGAGAAAACCUAACGGAUGAUCGCACACACGCGGCACAAUAUUAUAAUCCGUUAUUUGACAUGCCUGAAGACCAUGGGACGAGUCAUAUUUCCGUUGUCGACAAGGAUGGAAUGGCAGUGGCACUGACUGAUACGGUCAACACAGUCUUUGCGUCCCAGGUGCUCGAUCCUGAGACGGGCAUCAUUCUGAAUAACGAGAUGGAUGACUUCAGCGUUCCUGGCACGCCCAAUGCCUUUGGAUUAUGGCCUUCACCUUACAACUAUCCAGAGCCAAGAAAACGCCCAUUAUCUUCGACCGUCCCUGUCAUAGUAGAGAAUGCAGACGGAUCCUUUUAUCUUUCUGUAGGUGGUGCUGGCGGCUCGCUCAUUUUUACGGCAAUUCUUCAAGUUUUUCUUCACCUUUUACAAGGCAUGAAUCUCCUUGAGGCAGUUGAGCAUGGACGUCUGCAUGAUCAAAUCUAUCCUGCCGUCACGGUGGCCGAUAACAUCUACCCUGAGGAUUUAUUGGACGCUCUACGAGUCAGAGGACACAAUGUGACUGUAUUUGACAUAAAUCGGAUUUCAUCAGUCAUCAAUAUCGUAGUCCAGCACAAGAACGCCAAUGCAGCUGUAAGCGAUGCAAGAAAGAACGGAAUUGCAGCUGGAUACUAG
Lentinula edodes (shiitake mushroom) is the source of this 1815-nucleotide messenger RNA. Its product is annotated as gamma-glutamyltranspeptidase. The record is from RefSeq and is a predicted model, not a curated record. Gene Ontology annotation, biological process: glutathione catabolic process. Gene Ontology annotation, cellular component: plasma membrane; fungal-type vacuole. NCBI's taxonomy places the organism in Eukaryota, Fungi, Basidiomycota, Agaricomycetes, Agaricales, Omphalotaceae. Bases 1 to 1815 code for a protein of 604 amino acids. The transcript is spliced from 12 exons. Gene Ontology annotation, molecular function: glutathione gamma-glutamate hydrolase.